Wickerhamiella sorbophila is the source of this 2349-nucleotide messenger RNA. RefSeq names its product Polyphosphoinositide phosphatase. NCBI's taxonomy places the organism in Eukaryota, Fungi, Ascomycota, Dipodascomycetes, Dipodascales, Trichomonascaceae. The record is from RefSeq and is a predicted model, not a curated record. The transcript has a single exon. Gene Ontology annotation, molecular function: phosphatidylinositol-3,5-bisphosphate 5-phosphatase activity. Bases 1 to 2349 code for a protein of 782 amino acids. Gene Ontology annotation, cellular component: intracellular membrane-bounded organelle. Gene Ontology annotation, biological process: phosphatidylinositol dephosphorylation.
AUGUCAACUCCUCCUGGGGCAUCUGCAAACCCGGAGAGAUUGGCGUCUGUUGACAACGAAUUAAACCCAUUGGAUCCUCCUGUACUCUUACAAAAGUUCACACUCUACGAAACACGCAAUUUGUUUUACAUUGUCGGCUCCAAUACUCGCGAGACGUUGUUCAGAGUGUUGAGGAUUUCGUUGGCCGACAAUCCGCUUGAUAUAACAGUUGAUGAGACACAUCCGGUGCUAACGCGAAAUGAAAUGAUGUCAAUUCUUGAAGAUCUUGAGAAAGAGGCGUUGGCAGCAGGGGAUGUACUCAGUAAACGGAUCACCGCUUGGGGAAUCGUGGGUAUGGUGCGCUUCACUUCGUGUUACUAUCUAUGUUUAGUGACAAAAUGCUCGCCUGUUGCGUUACUUGGUGGCCAUUUCAUAUCUCACGUUGAUGAAUCAAAGCUAGUUCCUGUCGUGCACUCCUCGCUUUAUCGCCCGCCGGGGCGACGAACAACGGAGGCUCGUCUGGCAGGGAUUUUCCACUCCAUGGACUUGUCCAAGAACUUUUAUUUCAGUGGAAGCUAUGAUUUAACAAACACGCUGCAAAGUAACCUGAUUAGAGAAAAGCAGCAGCGUCCAAUUGGCCGACAAGAGAUUUUUGUUUGGAAUCAUUUUCUACUAAAGCCCCUGCUGGAACGAUUCGAGGGAACAAUGGAAUGGUGUUUAUCCUUAAUUUAUGGGUUCAUUGAUCAAUCAAAGAUUGCAGUGUUUGGAAACCCUGUUUAUGUUACUUUAAUUGCUCGCCGCUCACACUAUUUUGCUGGUGCAAGAUUCUACAAAAGAGGUACAACUAAGGAAGGCCAUGUUGCCAACGAGGUCGAAACAGAGCAGAUUGUGAGCAAUCAAUUGAUCUCGUCAUUUCAUGACCCACGUGCGGGAAGAUUUAGCUCCCCCAGAUAUACCUCUUAUGUUCAGCACCGCGGUUCUAUUCCUUUGAGCUGGUCUCAGGGAACAAGCAAUAUUAGUAUGAAACCGCCCAUCAAAAUUGAUGCUGUCGAUCCAUUCUACAGUGCAGCAGCGCGACACUUUGAUAGUUUGUUCGGCCGAUACGGGGCUCCUGUCCGGGUCCUGAAUUUGGUCAAGAAAAAAGAGAAGCAUCCACGAGAGUCUGUUCUAGGUACAGCAUUUGCUGAUUGUAUCACUUACUUGAAUCAAUUCCUUCCGGGAGAAAGUAAGAUCAAGUACACAGCUUGGGAUAUGAGCCGGGUUGCUAAGGGACGCGCUAGUGAGGUUAUUGACUUUCUCGAAAAAUAUGCUAUGGCUACCUUGGAAGAUACUGACAUUUUUCACAACGGAACGACGCUUCAGACUACGAGAAUACAACAUGGAGUGUGCCGUACAAAUUGUAUUGACUGCCUCGAUCGAACCAAUGCUGCUCAAUCUGUACUUGGAAAGUGCGCUUUUGGGAAGCAACUGGAAGCGAUAGGUAUUAUCGAUAACCCAAAUAUUGACUAUGAUACUGAUGCUGUUGAUAUCCUUACAGAAAUGUACCAUGAUCAGGGUGACACACUUGCUCUUCAAUAUGGAGGCUCGAAUCUUGUAAACACUGUUGAAACUUACCGUAAAAUCAACCAGUGGAAAUCACAUUCUCGAGAUCUCAUUGAGUCAGUGCGUCGAUUCUAUAGCAACUCUUUUAUGGAUGCGAAUCGUCAGGACGCAAUCAAUGUCUUUUUGGGUAACUACGAAUACGCUCGUGAAGGCGUAGAGCUAUGGGGCUUGAGUACUGAUUACUACCUUCACCACAACAUGCAACCUCACGAAAUCAAAAUUAGCUAUAUAUCUUGGUACACGCCUUUGUUUUUGGUACCAAUGAGAGAACGACUAGCGUCCGGAGCACCUUCCCUAGCAGCUCCCCAAGAAAACGUUCAAUUACCAGGGUUCUUACUUCAAUUGGAAAACUAUUGGAACAGAUUGUAUCAACCCAAAGUAUUAACGUCCUUGACGAUGCUGUUUGCUCGAAGAAUGAACUCAACCGAGCGAUAUCUGUCGGACCAGUCUACACCGUCCAGUCCGUUUGUCGUUCACGAACCGACCCGAAAGAAAAAGCCGGUUGGGGCACCCGAGCAGGUUGUCAAAAGUGCAAAGCUAUUGGAGGAAAAACAAGUGGAUGAGGACGACGAACUCUACACAGUUUACGCGGCCUUUUGUGAUCCUACUGAGCCGGCCUCAGAUACAGACUAUUCUAUUUAUUUUUCGGAUGAUUAUGUUGUCCAUGAAAAACAAUACGAACCUUUGGAUUUCGAAUGGGAGGAGCCCGGAAUCGAGUGGCCAGUCCAAGAAUACACCCACACCCUCCCGCCCAUCUUUUGCCCUUAA